Molecule: messenger RNA, 1017 nt
Organism: Euleptes europaea (tarantolino)
Lineage: Eukaryota; Metazoa; Chordata; Lepidosauria; Squamata; Sphaerodactylidae
Gene: MNAT1
Product: MNAT1 component of CDK activating kinase
Exons: 8
Coding region: 1-930 (309 amino acids)
Biological process (GO): positive regulation of cyclin-dependent protein serine/threonine kinase activity; nucleotide-excision repair; regulation of transcription by RNA polymerase II
Cellular component (GO): transcription factor TFIIH holo complex
Molecular function (GO): cyclin-dependent protein serine/threonine kinase activator activity
Source: RefSeq, a predicted model, not a curated record
AUGGACGACCAGGGCUGCCCCCGCUGCAAGACCACCAAGUACAGGAACCCCUCCCUCAAGCUGAUGGUCAACGUCUGCGGCCACACGCUAUGCGAGAGCUGCGUGGAGCUGCUGUUUGUCAGGGGGGCCGGGAACUGCCAAGAAUGCGGCACCCCCUUGCGGAAGAGCAACUUUAGAGUGCAACUCUUUGAGGACCCCGCUGUUGACAAGGAGGUGGAAAUCCGGAAGAAGGUGUUGAAAAUAUACAACAAAAGAGAAGACGACUUCCUCAGCUUAAGGGAAUAUAAUGAUUUCCUGGAAGAAGUCGAGGAAAUCGUGUUCAACCUGACGAACAACAUCGAUCCAGAAAAUACGAAAAGGAAAAUGGAGACAUACCAGAAGGAGAACAAAGAAGUCAUUCAGAAGAAUAAGAUCAAACUGACUCGAGAGCAAGAGGAACUGGAAGAGGCCCUGGAGGUGGAGCGGCAGGAGAACGAGCAGCGGCGGCUUCUCAUACAGAAGGAAGAGCAGAUGCAGCAGAUGCUGAAAAGGAAGAACAAGCAGGAACUUCUGGAUAAACUGGAAAGUUCUCAUCUGCCGGCCUCGUUACUGCUCGCCCAGCAUAAAGAUCGGUCCACGCAACUGGAAAUGCAGCUGGAGAUUCCCAAACUGGUCAAGCCGGUUGCGUUCUCGACGGGCAUCAAAAUGGGUCAGCAAAUUGCAUUAGCGCCUGUUCCGAAGAUCAAGGAAGUACUCUACGAAUAUCAGCCGUUGCACGUAGAGACGUACGGGCCGCCGGUCCCUGAGGCCGAAUUGCUGGGAAAACUUGGGUACCUAAACCACGUCCGAGCCGCCUCCCGACAGGAUCUCGCUGGUGGAUAUACUUCCUCCCUCGCCUGUCAUCGAGCCCUUCAAGAUGCCUUCAGCGGGCUCUUCUGGCAUCCCGGCUAGCAUUGGAGAAAGCGGCCCCGGAGCGACUCGAGCUGAGAGAAGAAACCUCAGGUGAAAAUUGCUGCCGUCUGUGCUACGGAGAAGCUG